This is a messenger RNA of Astrephomene gubernaculifera, 812 nucleotides long. NCBI's taxonomy places the organism in Eukaryota, Viridiplantae, Chlorophyta, Chlorophyceae, Chlamydomonadales, Astrephomenaceae. The record is from the annotation of a GenBank genome assembly.
GUUUGAUAACCGCUACAACAAGAAGAACCUCAGGGCUCCGGACUUCAAGAAGAAGGACGACCCGGAGGCGGCUCUCUGGGUCAACGGCUACAACAGGCCCAGCUGGGUCCCCGAGUUCCUGUCCCAGCUGGACGCCAGCCGCCAGCAGCUGCAGCCCCAGACGCAGCUACAGCAGCAGCAGCAGUACGGAACCCAGCCGCAGUACCAGGCACAGUACGGAACCCAGCUGCAGUACCAGGCGCAGUACGAUACCCAGCCGCAGUACCAGGCGCAGUACGACACCCAGCCGCAAUACCAGUACCAAACCCAGCCGCAGUACCAACCGCAGUACCAGCCGCAGUAUCAGCCCCAGUACCAGUACGAAACCCAGCCCCAAUACCAGUCCCAGACCCUGCCGCAAUACCCGCCACAAAACUGGCAGCAGUACCAAGCCCCACCCCAGCCGCUGGCGCUGGCGCAGCCUGAGUCCGGGUCUGACUCUGAGCCAGAGUCCCAGGCGGUGCCGGAGCCCCAGUCGCACGCCCAGUUCGAGACCGAGACCGAGCUGCAGCCGCAGCAGAGCCUUCCAUGGUGAGGCGAACCACGGGCCACCCCAGCCUUGUUCUAGGCUGGCUGAACGUCUAGGCUAGCGGGAGGGGCAGGGUUGUGGAGCGCUCCGACUGACACGGUUUACAUAGGUUGCAUCUGCAUCUUGCAUGGUAUAAUAUAUUCGUUGUUGUUGCCGUUCAUGGAGGAGUUGGAGCAGCACCGGAGGUGGACGGUUGACGUAAUAGAACGGCAUGGCGUGGCAUGAGCGCAUGUGCGAAAGGAGC